Molecule: messenger RNA, 1354 nt
Organism: Phaeodactylum tricornutum CCAP 1055/1
Lineage: Eukaryota; Bacillariophyta; Bacillariophyceae; Surirellales; Neidiaceae
Exons: 4
Coding region: 7-1224 (405 amino acids)
Biological process (GO): kinetochore organization; attachment of mitotic spindle microtubules to kinetochore; meiotic chromosome segregation
Cellular component (GO): Ndc80 complex; kinetochore
Molecular function (GO): protein-containing complex binding
Source: RefSeq, a predicted model, not a curated record
GAAACCAUGGACAACACAGAGAUACAACAAAGCGUGGGAUACAGCUAUCCUCAGCUCAAGCCUACAGAAAUUGUGCAAUGCAUGGAAGAGCUGGGCAUUAGUUUGACCAAAGAUGAGCUUUUGGAACCUCAGAAACACAAGGAUAAGAUUCGCAACAUAUUUGUCCAGUUGAUGACGACCUGUACGGGGAAAUCGGACGAGGACUUUCAGGCAACCGAGGCGAUGAAGGCCAAAGCGAACACGAUGGAGUAUGGCGAUCAGUUGCACGCUGACUUCACCGAUCUGAAGUUCUUCUUAACGCUACAAACAUUGAUGAUUGACUGCGGAGUUCCCAACUUCUCAUGGCGCGAUUUGUACAACCCAACCCACAAGCGUUUGAAAGUGCAGCUUGCGGCUAUCAUUAAUUUUCUUCGUUUCUUACAAGAGCGACUGAAACUAUAUCAAGAGCUGAACGAACCUAGAACGGAGCUACUGGAAGCGUUUGAUGAAGUCCAGGUGGAGCAUGACGAACUAAAGGCACAGCUUGAACAAACCGAGCUCGACUCGAAAGACAAACUGGACGCAAUGGACGAGGUAGUCCAAGAAUGCCAAGGGUUAGAAUUGGAAAUUGCUCGUAACAACAAGCUUCAAGCAGCAGCCCGUGAAGAAGCUGCUGCGUUGAAAAUGAGAGCUAACGAUCUCAAGGACGAACUCGCUACAGCUGUGUGGGCCUUCCAAGAGGCCGAAGCCGAAGAAGAGCGCUUGCGAGCUCAAGUGGUUUCAAGUCCAGAUCGUCGCCGUGCGGAGUUGGAGCAUAGAAGCGCCCUUCUUACAAAAGCAAAGGAUGAUUGCAACAAGCUUGAAAAUGACGUCCAAAGCGCCAAAUUGAAAACCGUAAAGGUGAAGCAAGCUUCGAAAGAUCUUGAAUCAACGCUUGUUAUACUUGAUGAUUUAAGAGAAGAAGCAACGAAACUAGCCGAUCUGAUUCUACAGAAAGAAAGCACACUAAAAGAAAUGGACUCCUUCAUGAAGAAGAAAAACGAUUUUUUUGAAGAGUCCGAAGAGGCGGAACGUUACUUGCAUCGUACCGAAGAGCGCAUUUCGCAUCAGGUCAAAGCGCAUAAGAUGCAAAUAGCAGCGACUCAGGAAAGUCUGGAUUUGGCAAAAUCACAGCUUUUGGCAGUCGAAAAGGAUCGCCGCGAAGGGAUGCUACGAGUUCAAGCAGGCGAGGCGGAAGAAAACUGAGAGUUUGUUUUUGGAUCGAAAUAAUGAGCGCAUGGGGCUGAUGACUAUUGAUGGUGAGGCAUAGCUUUACUGGUCGUAUAGGGACGGGACUCGUGUAUUCAUGUGUUUCAAUAAUAUGAUACAUUAUGGA